GGGAGCCGGAGGCAGGGGGAGGGAGAGAGUCCAGCUCCCGCAACGAGGGGAGGAGGAAGGAGGGACCGUGUCGGUGGGAUGGUCCGGAAAUGCUGUGAUAAAAAGAGGGGCGCGGGGGAAAAGUAGGGAGAAGCUCUGGACUCGUUCCUUCUCCCCCACUCCGCACCCGCAACUUCCCCGGCAACCCUCGGGCACUCGAGAGAGGAGAGGAGCCAGCACCUGCCUCGGGCACCUGCCCGGCCCGGCCCGGCUCGCACAGCGCCCGCCGCCCAGCGAGGCUGCCUUCCAAGGAUUCCCGGUCUCUGUGCAUGUGAGGUGUGAAGGUGGGCAGGACCCCAAAGAACAAAUCAUGGAUUUUGUUAUGAAACAAGCUCUAGGAGGGGCUACCAAAGACAUGGGGAAGAUGCUGGGUGGGGAUGAGGAGAAAGACCCAGAUGCUGCUAAGAAAGAAGAGGAACGACAGGAAGCCCUUCGGCAGCAAGAGGAGGAGAGGAAAGCCAAAUAUGCCAAGAUGGAGGCUGAAAGAGAAGUUAUGAGACAAGGGAUUAGAGACAAGUAUGGGAUAAAGAAGAAGGAAGAAAAGGAAGCAGAGGCCCAGGCUGCACUGGAAGCUAAUGCUGAAGGGAGCCUGACACGCCCAAAGAAGGCCAUCCCUCCUGGCUGUGGGGAUGAGGAGGAGGAAGAAGAAGAGAGCAUCCUAGACACAGUCAUCAAAUACUUACCAGGGCCCCUGCAGGACAUGUUCAAGAAGUAAUAGCUGCAGACUGUUAGAUGGGCAUAAACAGUACUGCAAAGGAUUUCUCUUUUGCCCAAUGGGGAUUUACAAUCUUGCCAUUCAUCCCGCAUCCUCCCCACCUCUUCCCUCUACUGCUCACUAGGAGUCCCUUCGCUUCCCAUUUCCUUCCAACUGCCUCUUCCCCUUUCCUCCACCCCAAGACUCAUCCAUUCCUUAAUUUUGUACAUAGUCACAUCCAGUAGAUGCCUCUGAAUGGAUAUAAAGAUUAAAAAGCUGCAGACUACACAAAUUUUAUUAUAAGCCAUAGUACUAUGUAUGUUAAAUAAGGCAACUGCACAUCAAGCAUAGAAAAGGAACAAUCUCAUUUCCAUCCAAUGCAAGAAGGAGUGUUCACUAAGUAUGAACAGUGGCCUCUUUAAUUUUUUUAAAUUUUCUUUUUUAAAAUUGAUAAUAAUUAGUCAUUAUUAUAAUGUUCCUAUUGAUUGAGUCACAUUAGCCAUUUUUUGUUGAGCACAUCUGCUCUCAGAAGGGACAUCUCAGCUCUCCCAUGGAAGCAGAGCUUUUCUGUUUUAAUUCUAUCCGUGACAUAAAUAAAAAUCUUUUAGAAAGUAAAUCAUGCAUGACUUACACAGCUGACAUCACUCAGAAUUGUGGAAGAAGUGAGUCAUCUGCCCUCAGAUGCUGUAGAAGUUAAAUGCCUCAGAAUCUAAGCAAGAGUCAUGUUACUUUGGGAAUUAGCCAUACAUUUACCUUGAAUGAACAAAUUGGUCAGGCACUUGCCACACAGACGGCUGAAACCAUAGAAGAGUGCACAGUGCUCUGGUAGAGGACCUCCCCAAACCCUCUGAAGCCAAUGAUGAGUGUAUUUUCUGCUCUGUUUAACCAAUCCUCCUCUUCCUGCCAUAUUCAACCAUCCCAUUUCCAGCGGUGCUUGUGGGUUGCGUUCCACCAUAUCAUCAGGGCUGUGUCCUGCCCACCCUUUCCUGCAGUAUGUAGGAGUGUGUGGUGGCCUGAGUGUAAGUCAUGACAGAUCCACAAGUAUCCAUGAUGUUUAUUGUGCUAAAUUACUGCAUUGCCUUGGGGAGGUCACUUAUUUUCUGCCCCACUGAGAUUCUGCACCUGUAAAAUGUAGAUUUCAGAUUCUAUCUACUAUAAAAGCAUAUAAGAGGAUGCUUCUCUAGUACUGUGCAGGAGCUAAUUUAUAUUACAGAAAUGUGUGCUAUCCCUUGAUGCUAGUAGGGUGUGAGAAGAUGUUGUUCCCACCAUUAUUUUUGCAGCUUUUUGCAGACACAGGUACAGAGGUCUCCUCAAUGAAACACUGUAGAUAUCACAUAAUUGCAUAAUGAAUUCCAAAUUCUAUGGGAGAUGUUGACUUGCUAAUACCUACAUAGAUUCAAUACAUAGAUGUAUUUUGAGUACAGGUCCUCAUGAUCUGGUAUCUGUCUUGUCAUCUGAAGAGCUAAUCCUGAAAUUUUGCAUCUGGCUAGGUCUCUAUAGUGGAUGCUGUAAGAGUGUCAUGCCAUCUCAGUCUCACAAUCUUGUCAGGAGAAUCAGGGUUUGUCUGGCAGAACUAGAAUUGCUUGUCCCUGUCCUGGGAACAACAAAAAUUUCCUAAUUUCCUAAUUUCUGCUGGCAACGAAAAGGAGCAUAAUAUCAGACACUUCUUUAUGCACCUAAAUUAAGCAUUUUACUUCAAUGGAUCUUCUUUACACUGUUUUAGUGUAAUUGAGUUUAGGCAAACAUCUAUGUAUUUCCCUAAAUAAGAUAUUUUAGGAAACAUCUAUCACCUUUCCAGGUAAGCAGAAGAAAUCUGUAUCAUGGUUAAGGAAUUGAGCAUGAGAGCUUUGUACUGGCCAGUAGCAUCUGUUGUAAUAGGAAAAGAGUGUUUUGAAAGAGAACAAAUAGAGUAUGCCCUCCUCGCACAGUUUUUAUUCAGGUGUUAUAGUCCUCUUUUCUUCUCAAAUAAUUUCAAACAUAACUUUCUGUUGAAUCCAUGGCAGAGACUGAAGAGGUUUGACUGAUACAAAGUCAGAACAAGUUGAUAAAUACGCAACUUGUUUCAGGCUGCAUCUGUGAACAAGACUGCCAAAUGCUAUCCAGAGGAAAGAGAAGGCAGGUUUUACUCAUUUGGAUAAUGUCAGUGGGACAUUUUCCCCCCUAACUUUCAUUUAAAGCAAGAUUAAUGCUUCCCUCUUGACACUUUUAAUGACCCAGAACACUCUAUGAAUCAGUGCUUGGGUACAGCAUCAUAGUGUUAAACAAUUUACCAUUUUCUAGGAAGAGUGUCCUACUCACCCCAUGCAAAUUCAGUAACUAGUAAUUUGAGGCUGUUUAAGUAAAUCCCACAGAACUGAAAACUCUCUUUCUGUCACAAGGGCAGCAGCUCAUUCUGAUGGUCUGCUGCAGAGUAUCCAACAUCCCUGAAAGCUAAAAGGCAGAGCCUGGCUCUUUGCUUCAGCCACUCCUUGCUUGCUAGAUCUCCUUACCCAGAUCACUGACACAGACAUCAAUACUUUUGAAAUGCUUUGAUUAAUCUCUGUGGCACACAUCCUCUGAUACAUAGCUAGAACCAGCAGAAAUGUGCCUGUGCUAAAAUGAACAUGUUCAUUCAUAUAUUUCCCUGGCCUUGUGCUGGAGAACUCUCCAAACAAACAAAUAAAUGAGAAGAUAAGCUUAUUCCACUUUACUUUGGCUUUUCUCUACCACUUGCUUGCUGACCUUUCCCUAAUCCUCAUUACUGAUUCCCUUCCUCAUCCAACCAAAUACUGUUCUGAUGUAAGAUCAGAAUUUUCUGCCUUACAUUCUCCUUGCAGAAUGUUAGCGCUGAUUGUUUUCACAGUCUCUGGCAGCUUGGUGUGCAUGUUUGUGCACACAUCUGUGGAAGGUGAGGAAAUCAGAGAAGGAGAGGAGAAGAGAGAGAAAGGAAAGCUGUUUGGUACCAUUUUAGAUAAUUGUGCUUCAGCAGCUGUGGCAUUGAAUGGUCUAAGUGGUCUAAGUCAGAACCUUGUGUAGAUUAUAAUCAAAUUUCUUAAGCAGGUAGCGCUAUUGCUGGGCUCAGAACAUACAAAAUACUGCCCUUGUGAGCUGAGCUCCUGAGCUGUGUGAACAUCUGGAUUGAAUCCCUGAAGAGGGCCAUAGGAUCCCUACUGUGAGUUUGAUAGGCCUCAUUCCAGGCUCACAAAGCAGGAGGGAAAGGUGGUUUAUUAAAUAGUGUUUACUGAAUCUUUGUCAUGGUGGGAGCUUCCCAGCUCAGUCAUUUCAUCACUACUGUAUCUCAACUGGCUCCACCUGCAGCAGCCCUUCUUUCAUUGACAGCAGAGAGUUCAUCCAGGUGUGAGCUGGUAGUUCGCAUUUUCCUUUUCUUACCAUAAGAAACAUGACAGAAGAUCUACCACUGGAUAGUUUUCGCUUAGUUUUGCCUCGCAUAACUUUUGGCACGUUGCAUGAGAGUGGACCUUUCCUCAAGUCAUUCCAUGGUCCCAAAGUGCCUAAGCCAUGCUGAACAGACUCGAGAGCAAGACACUCUCCCUUCUCUUCUGCCCAUCUAUUUCCCUUCCCACUCAGAACUGGUAACAAGGGACACAGACACUUUGGCUCAUGUAUGGUAGUCAGAAGUGCUGUCUCACACACAUUUCCCCUUGGCACUCAAGCAGGUGAUGAAGCACUUAAACAAGAGACCAAAGAGAAGCAUGGUUCAUUGUUUGGAUUCUGAAUAUAUUUUUGUCUUUCAUUACAUUGUUUUAUUUGCAUCACUGGUCUGUUCAAUCUCAGGUAAAUGAGGUAUUUUAAUUUUAUAACUAGUUUUUAUUUACACAGAAAGGUUGUUGGCUAGACACUGCAGUCAUUUUCCCUCACAGCUCCAAGACCUUACUAGUUAGUAAAAAAAAUAGUCAAAGGGCCUUCUCAUUUGGAGGGUAAAUGAUUUAGUUUGCCAUUGAACCUUGUGAACUCACAUUUAUAUGUAGAGAAAGCCAUAUGAAAUCAGACUGCAAUAUUAAUUAUCAAUGCUACUCUUGUGUUUAAAAUUAAUAAAACAAAAUAUAAGAUCACAUGCUUAAUCACUUUGGAGUUCCUCUGUCUGUUUCUAGUAUCAUUCAUUGGCUUAGAUCCCUCCCAGCCUCUCUCCUUCAUCAAGAAAGACCGUGCCAGUGCUGCUGAAUACAUCUUUUUGCCAAGCUUUUUGUGCUAGAACAAGCAUUGUUAGAAAUUAGCUGUUGUGGUCUAAAUGUAAUGUCUUCUGUAUCUGAAAGUUGUCUGUAUUUGUUCUGAAUAUAUGUUAUCAAGAUAACUGUUUCUUCAUGCACUGAGUUAGUAAAAUGUUUCAGUACUGUCAUUUAAAAAAAUUGCCUGUUUCUCUCUUUCUCUUUCCCACACACAGAGCAAAAUUUAACUUAGUCAUGCAUUUUCUAGUAGAAAUGCUCCCGCUUUCUUUCAGAUGCAUGCAGUAUUUGAGGAUGAUUUAGAGACAUUGUGAAUGUGAUUUUAAUUUGUUAUUUUCCUGGUAUUUUUUCCUGCAUGAUGUGGGUAAAUGGUAUGAUGUUCUUUUAAAAUGGAAUCACAGCCAAUAAAAAACCCCAGUGAUUUCAUAAA
Messenger RNA from Catharus ustulatus (Swainson's thrush), 5326 nucleotides. RefSeq names its product complexin 1 (gene CPLX1). Gene Ontology annotation, molecular function: syntaxin binding. Gene Ontology annotation, biological process: regulation of neurotransmitter secretion; neurotransmitter transport; synaptic vesicle exocytosis. Gene Ontology annotation, cellular component: terminal bouton; SNARE complex. Bases 350 to 754 code for a protein of 134 amino acids. The transcript has 4 exons. The record is from RefSeq and is a predicted model, not a curated record. Lineage: Eukaryota; Metazoa; Chordata; Aves; Passeriformes; Turdidae.